AUGCUCACUGGCGCGGCUUCGCCCGCUUUCGUGGCUUUCAGACCAUCCGCGGCUUCAGGCACCCAACGGACGGUUUCGACUCCUCCAGCUUCGCAGAUUUCGCAGGAAAGCUGGAGCCCCCUCGCACUAGCAGCACGAAAUGUUGCCACAGGCAGUGGUUUGCUUUAUGCAGCGUUUGCAGCACGAUCUGGACGCAGAACCGCGAGGCGAGCCGUCGACAUGCCGGUCAAAGAGCCGCCUGUGACCACAACCGUGGCGAUUCCGGGGGCCAAGGUUGAGGAGGAGACAAAGCAGAAACGAGCCGAUGAAUACCGCCUAGUGCUGUACAACGAUCCCUUGAACAAGCGUGAGUUCGUUGCUAGGUGCCUGAUGACCAUUUGCUUACUCAAAGAGGGGGAUGCCUACCAGGUCAUGAUGAAAGCUCACAAGGAAGGAGUUGCCGUUGUAGGCACCUACUCCUUCGAAACUGCAGAGGCAUACUGCGAUGGGCUGAAGUCUCAAGGUCUCAGUGUGGACAUUUUCCCUGUCGACAAGGAUGAAUAG
This is a messenger RNA of Symbiodinium sp. CCMP2456, 543 nucleotides long. The record is from the annotation of a GenBank genome assembly. NCBI's taxonomy places the organism in Eukaryota, Dinophyceae, Suessiales, Symbiodiniaceae.